This is a messenger RNA of Sodiomyces alkalinus F11, 1336 nucleotides long. RefSeq names its product ATP adenylyltransferase. The transcript has a single exon. Gene Ontology annotation, molecular function: ATP:ADP adenylyltransferase activity; ATP binding. Gene Ontology annotation, biological process: nucleotide metabolic process. NCBI's taxonomy places the organism in Eukaryota, Fungi, Ascomycota, Sordariomycetes, Glomerellales, Plectosphaerellaceae. Bases 176 to 1063 code for a protein of 295 amino acids. The record is from RefSeq and is a predicted model, not a curated record.
GUCGUGCGGACAGCCUUCAUUCGCGCCAAAAACAAUAGCGACCUAACGUACUACGCGACCCAGGUGACUAUUCUCACAGCAAAUGCAGUCCCCGUAAGAUUCUCCAGCUCGGGAGCUGUCUCUCCUUUUUACCCAUGCCGUACAACGUUCUGAACUCUAUGAGAAACCACAUGUAAUGAUCGAUGCCCUCCAGUUACAAUUACGCUUCUCGCCCGCCCUCGCGAACAAACCAUCCGCCCCUCGCACGAAUCCCUCCCCCGAAUCCCCCCAUAAACCCUUCAACCCCUUCGAGAACCCCGAGAACGGCCCUCUCUUCAUCACCGACCUUCCUCCAUCCCAUAACCUCGUCCUAAACAAGUUCGCCGUUGUCCCUGAACACUUCAUCCUCGCCACGAAGAAGUUCAAACCACAAACCCACCUUCUCGAACCAGAUGACCUCGAAGCGGCAUACGCCUGUAUCAAUGCAUACCACGAGAAAGGUGCCGAGGGGCAACUCUAUGUGUUCUUCAACAGCGGACCGCACUCCGGUGCCAGCCAGCCACACAGGCAUCUACAACUCUUGCCCGUGGCGCGGAUGAAGGAUGGCCUGGAGGACCCGACGGCCUGGGAUGUGCUCGCCAACCGGCUUGUGGGGGGCCGGACAGUUGAAACACCGUUCAGGACAUUUGCCGGCGCCAUCUCGGCCGGGAUGACUGGGGAGGAGCUCCAUGCAAUCUACCUGACACUAUAUCGACAAGCAGUCGAGGCCAUGCGGGACCAUUCUCUCCCAGGAACGGAGAUUAACGAGAGUGUCACGGCGAAGGUGGACGGCGAGCCUGCGCAGAUCAGCUACAACAUGGCCAUGACACGGAAUGCGCUGGUUAUUUGUCCGCGACGAGCCGAGGGCGCUACCAUCGUCUCGAGUAAUGGGGAUCUCGUGGGCACGCUGAGCCUCAACGGGACUGUGCUGGCUGGGACGGCUUUGGUCAAGAGCCAGGCCGAGUGGGAUACUAUUCGGAAUGAUGGCAAUGGGCGGGUCCUUUUGGACGUGUUGGGCAAGAUUGGUCUGCCACUCGAUGCUUAGCGGAAUGUCAGACUCUGACACAGCCACCUCAUGGAUAACAGAUCAAGGACCGAGAGAAGGUGGAUGAAGGAAGACGGGAUGGUGGGUUUUGGCACGUGUUUCUUAUAAGGGCUGGGAGCAACUAUUAAACAUAAAUCCUGCCUUAGACCAGGAGGAUGUAACAUACAUAGAACAGACCUGGAAAAUCGAGAUAGGUGACAUUUAGAGAACCUCAUAACGCUGUAGAGCAAAAGCAUCGAGAAACAAUAUCCCAAGCUGUGGCCGAACUUGCCG